AUGAGUCGAGUAGACUUGAACUCAGCAAGCCUUGCCGUCGCGGCUGGCUCGAUGGCGAUCCACAAAGUUUAUGGCUUCUCGAGAAUUCUCAUUAAUUGGCACUGUCCUCUUGGCCUCAUUCUCUGGAUAUGCUCAGACCCAGUCGUCAUUUGCUCAAAUUCAUCAGAACAAGUUCUCCGCGCCUAUCUGGCCUAUGCUGCAGUCGUCGGGUCGUCCCUUCACAACUCGGGUUAUGCUAUAUCCGUGAAACGGAAUAUUAAAUUAUGGAGCCUGUCUUCGACCAGCCACAGCUCAUCUGGCCCCUUAGAGGGGGAGUGUUAA
Molecule: messenger RNA, 321 nt
Organism: Protopolystoma xenopodis
Lineage: Eukaryota; Metazoa; Platyhelminthes; Monogenea; Polystomatidea; Polystomatidae
Source: the annotation of a GenBank genome assembly